Sesamum indicum (sesame) is the source of this 1138-nucleotide messenger RNA. Its product is annotated as adenylylsulfatase HINT3. Gene Ontology annotation, biological process: purine ribonucleotide metabolic process; sulfur compound metabolic process. The record is from RefSeq and is a predicted model, not a curated record. Lineage: Eukaryota; Viridiplantae; Streptophyta; Magnoliopsida; Lamiales; Pedaliaceae. Gene Ontology annotation, molecular function: adenylylsulfatase activity.
GAGAAGAAGAAGAGAAAAGUUGAGUGGAGGGAGGGAAGCAGACAAUCCGCCCUAUGCCCAUCCCAUCCUCAAUUUCGGUGAUGUGUUUCUCUGUGGAUAAUAACACUCUGCCAACUUGCGACUGUUAAUUUUUCCUCGACUCGAUAACAACUAUCAGUUCAUCCCUCCUCGUCUUCUUCUCAAAAGUCUCUUGCGGAGAUCCAUGGCGGAGUAUCAUUCAUAGCCGAGGAUCAAGUUUUCUUUUGUUUUUCUUGGCUUAGAGAAAUGGAGGCCCGUGUUCGGCGUCGUCUAUCUCUGCUGGCUUCCCACAUCAAUCCUUCUCAAGAAGCUCUGCUGCCCACUUGCCUCUCGGCUUCGCCUUGCGCUUCUUGGGACGCCAACGGCGAGAAGGAAGUAAAGGAACAAGAAGGUUGUGUUUUUUGCAAGAUUAUUCGUGGUGAAGCUCCUGCUUUGAAGGUGUAUGAAGAUGAUGCAUGCCUUUGCAUUUUGGACACAUAUCCUCUGUGUCAUGGGCACUCGCUUAUUAUCCCAAAAUGUCAUUUUCCUUCACUAGACGUCACUCCUCCAUCAACAAUAGCAGCCAUGUGCUCAAAGGUGCCUUUGAUUAGUAGUGCCAUCAUGAAAGCUACUGGCUGUGAUUCAUUCAACUUGCUAGUUAACAACGGUGCAGCUGCAGGCCAAGUUAUAUACCAUAUCGAGAUAACUGAUGGUUGUAGUAAUUUUGUGCGGCAUGUCAAGCUCAGACUCACAUUCACAUAAUUCCCCGUAAGGCACACGACUGCUUGUGGGCUUCUGAGAGCAUACAAAGGCGCCCACUUAAGCUAGAUCAAGAAGGUUCACAACUUGCAAAUCACAUACGUGAAAAUCUGUCGUUCGUGAACGGAUAUGAAGAUGGCAGCGAAGGUCAAGCAUCCACUCUUGUUGGGAACUAAAGAGAGGAUCGUUCUUGUUCCGUCUAUAGUUACUAUUGUGUCGAUUAAUGUAAGAUUGUAUUCUUUUCGGCUACUUUGUCAGAUAAGUUUGUACAUGAGUUACAUUAAUGGUAAAUGGAGAUUGCAGUCCAAUAAUGUGGAUGCUCUGUACCUAAUGCUGCUGCUGCUGUUGCUUUGUUCUUGAAUUGAAGGAUCAGUUACACUCU